AUGGCUGAAGCCAUCCGUGGCACCUUAUUAUGUUCAAAACCAACACAGACACUUGGCAAGAGACGUUGGGAAGAUUUAGAUCCCUCUGACCAGGAUCUCUUGAAUUCCCAAAAGUCUACCAAGCGUCUGAGAACCUCGAGACUGGACCCACAUCGCCCAGCGAAACAUCAAACAGCUUUGGCCCAUGAUUCACAACAAACUAAAGAUCAAACAUCCCCAGCGGAAACCAUUUCGACACAAUCAACACCACCUGACGCUCCGAAAAGAGACAUUCAAGAAGAUCCCUCCAAAAUAUUAAAGAUGGGGCAAGAAAACUGUAGUAUCAAUGAGUGUCACAUGGAGAGUGAUGGAUACGUGAAGGGAAAGAUCCACUCUUACAAGGCGCUCAAGUCUACGCUCAUGCAACGACGAAAACCACUGGUAGCUGACGCUACAUACUCCAUCUCGAGAAAGACAGGACAUCACGUCUCCUUUGGCGCCUCCAAAGCCGAAGGGAAACGCAUAGGGCUAUGCGAAAAGAACUCUGGACGCAAAGGAAGCCCUCCUCAAACGUUUCAAGGCACGAAGAAGCCAGAGGAUUCGAAGACGCUCAACAAUACACCACCCCAAAAAGGGCUAGCUGUCAAGAAACCCAGCUGUCCGAUACUCCAUCACAAGAAAGAGCCAACUGGAGAGCAUCUAGAGGUACUUCGAGGUCAAGCAGGGCACAAAGGAAACCCCCACGAGCUGAAUCUCUCUGAUGAGAAGAAAAUAUCCACAACAAGUAAGGCACAAUAUGUGCGAUUUAUCGAUUAUCUCCUUCAUGAGAACGAAAUAGACAACAUUACAGCCGCAAGCAUGCUCAAAGCUAUCGAGAUAGCUACAGGCGUCGAUUUGACGAAGUAUCGGAGAUCUCUCAAGAUACUCAUUGUGGAACGAAUCAACAAAUGCCUGGAAGAGCUUCAGGAUUUCACUCAAGUUGACGGCCAUACCACAUCAGAAGAAAACGAUCCCCCCCACUCAUCCCCAACAAAUCGGAAGCACAAACGUGAAAAUGCUGAAGACGAUGAGCUACUGUAUUCGCCUCGAAAGAAAAAGCCAAAAGCUUCCAUGGCAGACGAAACCCUCCCUUCUGUUCGAACAAUCUUCGAAGGAGCCACUUGCGAACCAUAUCCAACUCAAAUCCGAGGCGAAGACAUCCUUGGAAAUGCCUACGAGCCCACCGACUGUCUUGACGAUUUUCCCCAACAGCCACAGUUGUUCCUCAGAGAUGGCCGCGAGCUCAAGAUCACGAAAAUGACGGCAGGCGAACCAGCAAAAGACGUCGUUCGCACCGUCUUUCCGAAGAAAGGCGCAGACCCGACAGCAGUCCAGCUCCUUGCCGACCCGAAGCGCAAAGCGUUUGAGGCUUCGCGGUAUGCGUAUAUCACACGCAAAGCGAAGACAUUCCUGCUCCCCGCUAACAAGUUCCUUCGCGACCGUCGAAAGCGGAGAGCUGUUGGGCCAAUCGAGCUGAGGCAGUGCGCAUUACUCAAGGCUAGAGUAGCCAAUGGGACUGAAUCAGCUGCCCCAAAUAGAGGUAUCAUGAACAUAUUCAGGUUCAAGAGCUACAGGGUCGACAAGAGAAUAGGUUCAGAACGAAAACACGAAAAUAAAAGUAGAAGUGAUGUGGAUAAUGCAUAG
Bacidia gigantensis is the source of this 1662-nucleotide messenger RNA. RefSeq lists its product as uncharacterized. The transcript has a single exon. The coding region runs from base 1 to 1662 and encodes 553 amino acids. The record is from RefSeq and is a predicted model, not a curated record. Lineage: Eukaryota; Fungi; Ascomycota; Lecanoromycetes; Lecanorales; Ramalinaceae.